AUGGCUACGACCAGACUACGACUGACUUUGUCUCUCCUGGUCUUCCUCGCUCUGCAUUGCUCGCCUGUACACAGCCAUGGUAGACUGUACGAACCGCCAGGUCGAUCCACUGCUUUUAGGAGGGGAUUUAACACCCCGGCGAACUACGACGACAUGAGCCUGAACUGUGGCGGAUUUGAUAACCAAUGGAACGUACAAGGCGGAAAGUGUGGCGUAUGUGGCGACCCCUGGCAAGGUCCUCGUGAAAACGAGGCUGGAGGGCUUUACGCCACGGGGACCUUAGUGCGGCAGUAUACAAUGGGAGAGUAUAUGCCAAUCGUAAUAGAAAUUACAGCACCGCAUAAAGGGUGGUAUGAAUUUAGACUUUGCCCACACAACGAUCCCAACACCCCCGUCAGCGUGGAGUGCCUGGACCAAUAUAAACUUCCUUUAUACCUGCAUGCUAACGGGACGACUGUCAACCGUUACCAGAGUUUGGAUGAAACAAACAGCGCCUGGGUAGGGGGCAAGGUGUACCUACUGGCCAAACUGCCUGAUUACGUCACCUGUACACAGUGUGUGCUGCAGUGGAAAUGGCACACCGGGAACAGUUGGGGUACAGACCCUGAUGGGACCUCUUGUGUGGGCUGCGGUCCACAGGAAGAGUUCUACGGCUGCGCAGAUAUUGCUAUCUAUCCACCUGGGCAAGGGAUAGGAGGAGUCACGUUGCCUGCU
Messenger RNA from Lingula anatina, 714 nucleotides. RefSeq lists its product as uncharacterized. Gene Ontology annotation, cellular component: extracellular region. NCBI's taxonomy places the organism in Eukaryota, Metazoa, Brachiopoda, Lingulata, Lingulida, Lingulidae. Gene Ontology annotation, molecular function: chitin binding. The record is from RefSeq and is a predicted model, not a curated record.